GAACAGCCAGCUCCCUGCCAGGAGUCAAAAAACGAAAGCACUUCGGCUGAGACUAAGAUUCAAGUCAGGACUCCGAGGAGACAGAGUGUGCCAGCUCGCCAGCUCUGGAACCUGGGAGGCUGGGGAGAGAUUCUGGCCCCUCCUGCCCAACCACUGGGGACUGAGUGGGAGCACAGAUGAGGUAUCUGCCCCCCCCUUGGGGGGGGCAGGACAGGGCCUAGGGCCUGGGUGCCACCUGGCACCUGGAAGAUGCCUGUGCCUUGGUUCCUGCUGUCCUUGGCACUGGGCCCAAGCCCCAUGGUCCUCUCUCUGGAGAGGCUUAUGGGGCCUCAGGAUACUGCUAACUGCUCUCUGGGCCUCUCCUGCCACCUGUGGGAUGGUGACGUACUCUGCUUGCCUGGGAAUAUCGAGCCUGCCCCAGGACCUGUGCUGGUGCCCACACACCUACAGACAGAGCUGGUGCUGAGGUGUCAUCAGGAGACCGACUGCAACCUCUGUGUGCGUGUGACCGUCCACUUGGCUGUGCGUGGCCACUGGGAAGAGCCUGAAGAUGAGGAGCAAUUUGGAAGAGCAGCUGACCCAGAGCUUGAAGAGCCUAAGAAUGCCUCUCUCCAGGCCCAAGUCGUGCUCUCCUUCCAGGCCUACCCUACUGCCCGCUGUGUCCUGCUGGAGGUGCAAGUGCCCGCUGCUCUCGUGCAGCUUGGUCAGUCUGUGGGCUCUGUAACAUUUGACUGCUUCGAGGCUGCUCUAGGAGCUGAGGUGCAAAUCUGGUCCUACACUCAGCCCAGGUACCAGAAGGAACUCAAUUUCAUACAGCAGCUGCCUGAUUGCAGGGAGCUCGAAGUCCAGGACAGCAUCCAGAGCUGCUGGGCCCUGCCCUGGCUCAACGUGUCUGCAGAUGGUGAGGAUGUGCACCUGGUGCUGGAUGUCUCUGAGGAACAGCACUUUGGCCUCUCCCUGUACUGGAACCAGGUCCAGGGCCCUACAAAACCCUGGUGGCACAGAAACCUGACUGGGCCGCAGACCAUUACCUUGAACCACACAGACGUAGUUCCCUGUCUCUGUAUUCAGGUGUGGCCUCUGGAACCGGACUCCGUGAGAACGAGCAUCUGCCCAUUUAAGAAUGAUACCCGCGCACACCGUAACCUCUGGGCCCCACUGUGCUGGCAGGCACCGGGCAGGGGCUCCUGCCAGCCGCUGGUCCCACCGCUGCCCCAGGAAAAUGUCACUGUGAACGAAGCCCUGGAGUUCCCUUUGCUGGAAGGCCACCCCAACCUCUGUGUCCAGGUGAGCAGUGGGGAGAAGCUGCAGCUGCAAGAGUGCUUGUGGUCUGACUCUCUGGGGCCCCUCAAGGAUGAUACGCUGCUGGUGGAGACACGAGGCCCCCAGGACAACAGAUCAAUCUGUGCCUUGGAACCCAGUGGUUGCACCCCACUGCACAGCAGGGCCUCCACGAGGGCAGCUCGCCUUGGAGAGCAGUUACUACAAGACCUGCAGUCAGGACAGUGUCUGCAGCUGUGGGAUAAUGACCUGGGAGCACUAUGGGCCUGCCCCAUGGACAAGUAUAUCCACCAGCGCUGGGCCCUGGUGUGGCUGGCCUGCCUACUCUUUGCUGCUGUGCUUUUCCUUCUCCUCCUCCUCAAAAAGGACCAUGUGAAAGGGUGGCUGAGGCUCCUGAAGGAGGAUGUCUACUCGGGGGGUGAGUGUGAGCAAGCGCCCGGCGGGGGGGCCGCCCCCAGCGGGCCGGGCCUCAGGCCAUCUCACAUCUUCCUUCCCCCUCUGUUUUCUCUCGCAGCGGCUGAGCUGAGCGCGCAGGGGUCCUUGGCCUGGUUCCACGCACAGCGGCUCCAGAUCCUGCAGGAGGGCGGCAUGGUGAUCUUGCUCUUCUCGCCCGGGGCCGUGGCGCUGUGCCAGGAGUGGCUGUGGCUCUCGAACAGGGCGGAGCGAGUGUCUCGAGCCCUUCAGCCCGCCCUGGACAGCUGCCUCCUGCCCCCGGGGGCCCAGGAGACAGGACUCGAGAUGGCACCCGAGGCGGGGGACAGGACUUGAAUAAAGGCAGACGCUAUUUUUCUAUCCAA
Molecule: messenger RNA, 2078 nt
Organism: Myotis brandtii (Brandt's bat)
Lineage: Eukaryota; Metazoa; Chordata; Mammalia; Chiroptera; Vespertilionidae
Gene: IL17RC
Product: interleukin 17 receptor C
Exons: 20
Coding region: 250-2049 (599 amino acids)
Molecular function (GO): interleukin-17 receptor activity
Source: RefSeq, a predicted model, not a curated record